CUAGGGUUUUGUCUUAUAAGAUGUCGCAUUUAGGUCAUUCCGCCUCUUGCUUCUCUUCACUCACAAUCUCACAGCAAAGCCUCUCGUUGCUAGAGGAAUCAAACAAUGGUAAACCCUAGCUUUAAUCUCUAUCUCUUCUCAUUUCUCAAUCGUUUCUUCUUAAUCUUCUCUUAAGAAAAUCGGGUUUUGAUCUUCAUUUCAUAUAGAAAUCUCCUGCAUUGCUUUUGAUUAGAUAUCGUAACGAGAAUUCGUGAUCCUAUGGUGUUUGUGAAGUCCACCAAGUCGAAUGCUUACUUCAAGAGGUACCAAGUGAAGUUCAGGAGAAGAAGAGAUGGAAAGACUGACUACAGGGCAAGGAUCCGUCUUAUCAACCAAGACAAGAACAAGUACAAUACUCCUAAGUAUCGUUUUGUUGUCCGGUUUACCAACAAAGACAUAGUGGCACAGAUUGUAUCUGCAAGCAUUGCUGGUGACAUUGUUAAAGCUUCUGCUUACGCACAUGAACUGCCUCAGUAUGGUCUCACUGUUGGUCUUACAAACUAUGCUGCAGCUUACUGUACUGGCCUUCUUUUGGCUCGCCGUGUUUUAAAGAUGUUGGAAAUGGAUGACGAGUAUGAGGGAAACGUUGAGGCCACUGGAGAAGACUUUUCCGUUGAGCCAACUGAUUCAAGGAGACCUUUCCGUGCUCUUCUUGAUGUUGGACUUAUCAGGACCACAACAGGAAACCGUGUGUUCGGUGCUCUUAAGGGUGCUUUGGAUGGUGGUCUUGAUAUCCCUCACAGUGACAAGAGAUUUGCUGGGUUCCACAAGGAGAACAAGCAACUUGAUGCUGAAAUCCACAGGAACUACAUCUAUGGUGGCCAUGUCUCAAACUACAUGAAGCUGUUGGGAGAAGAUGAGCCAGAGAAGUUACAAACUCACUUCAGUGCUUACAUCAAGAAAGGAGUUGAAGCUGAGAGCAUUGAGGAGUUGUACAAGAAGGUUCACGCAGCUAUUCGUGCUGACCCCAACCCAAAGAAAACCGUGAAACCUGCUCCCAAGCAACACAAGAGGUACAACUUGAAGAAACUUACUUACGAGGAGAGGAAGAACAAGUUGAUCGAGAGAGUCAAGGCAUUGAAUGGAGCAGGUGGUGAUGAUGAUGAUGAGGACGAUGAAGAGUAAAUCAGUCAAGCCUUCUUUAUCUCAUGCCUCUUGUAGUUUUUUAUCUUUUGAGCUUAAUGCCUCAAAUUUUCUGUUUUCAGACUAAAACACUCAGCUUUUGUGUUCACAUUUUAAUUGUGUUCGAGGAUUUUGAUAUUGAGGAUACAUUUUCUUUGAAGUAUCAUUAUCUUAUUAUUACCUUCAUCAUAAUUUUCAAGAAUUUGUAUGACAAUAGUUUGAUGACUUGAUUUUAUCUGUAGUUUGCUAUUGUUAAAUGUAAGAACUGUUAGACUUCAUCUAUAUGAACUAGAAA
Molecule: messenger RNA, 1456 nt
Organism: Arabidopsis thaliana (thale cress)
Lineage: Eukaryota; Viridiplantae; Streptophyta; Magnoliopsida; Brassicales; Brassicaceae
Gene: ATL5
Product: ribosomal protein L5
Exons: 7
Coding region: 259-1164 (301 amino acids)
Biological process (GO): adaxial/abaxial pattern specification; translation; cell division
Cellular component (GO): nucleoplasm; nucleus; ribosome
Molecular function (GO): 5S rRNA binding; structural constituent of ribosome
Source: RefSeq, marked reviewed